AUGACUACACGCUUGGAUCGAUUGGUAGUGUUGCUGGACAACGGUUCUACAUCAGUCGUUCGUGAAGCCGCUGCAAAGCAGAUUGCUGAUAUUCAAAAGGCACAUCCAGUUGAGCUCUAUAACUUAUUGGGUCGAGUCGUCCCGUACUUGAAGUCGAAGAACUGGGACACUCGCGUUGCAGCUGCAAAAGCCAUCGGAGGCAUCGUUGAAAAUGUCCCUGUAUGGAAUCCUAAUGAAGAACCUGUAAAACUCGAGCCUAAAGAGGAAGAAGAUCAGGUUGAAAACCCCAGUCUUUCUUCGGCAACGAACCCGAACCAAAAAGAAGAGUCCAAUUCUGCUGCUAAUAUUACAUCCGAUGAUCAAGCUCCUAAAGUAAAAGAGGAACAAGUGGACCAGCCACUGGAUCCUGCAGAUUCAGCACAGCAACCGAAGGAUACCCAGAGUGACGACAAAGAGCAAGUCGCUCCUGUGUUGCAGGAUUCUGAAGAGAAGCGGAUACCUAGCCGUUUUCAUUCUUUCAGUAACUUAGCACCCACAAAAGACUUUGGAACCGAUUCUUCUAUAUCAUCGGAACUUAACUCCAAGUUCGAAGGUAGCUUUCAGAAUUCUUUGCUUUCCUUUGAUAAUUUCAAUUUGGAAGAUGUUAUGAAGCACGGUACGAAGUUGCUAGGUAGUGCCACUCGUGACUAUGAUUUUACCCCAUCCGAUACUUAUUCUUCACAUUACAUUCAUCAAUUAUCCAAUCUCAAAAAUCGUUUAGGGCUCGCUGGCGAGUAUUUAGACGAUGAACUUAUGCAUGACUUGAGUGAUCAACCUUCUCUCCACCAUAGACCUUCCCCAGCAUCUCUACAUCCAGAGCAAGAGGUGAACCAGUCUUUAAACGGCGCCUCCGAUAGCCCUAAUGAACCAGAUGAUUUGUCGCAUUUAUCUGCUCGUCAACGUAACGCUUUAAAACGCAAAGCCAAGCAAAUGAAGAGCUCUCAGAAAGUUCGUGUCAUCGACGUGGCUCCUAAUUCCAAUCAGCAACAAUCAAAAUCAGCCAAAUCGGAACCCAAUUCUGCUCCUGAGUAUAACUUUACCUCUCAAUCUCAAUCUGAUCGACUCGUUGUGGAGCAUAAAGCCCCAGUUGUACCAUCUGCUGCUGUUGCGGUUACCAGCGACUCCGUAUGGCCUUUUAAAACUCUUGCUGAGCUGCUUUUAGUGGAUAUGUUUGAUCCUGCUUGGGAAAUUAGACAUGGUGCAUGUAUGGGCUUGCGUGAAAUCAUACGCUAUGCAGGUUUUGGCUAUGGACGAGAAAUUGGUAAAAGUUUACAAGAAAAUGACGAACUAAAUACUAAAUAUUUUAAUGAUCUUUUAUGUCGUAUUGCUUGUGUUUUUGCUUUGGACAGGUUUGGAGAUUAUUUGGCCGAUCAAGUCGUUGCACCAAUACGUGAAUCUGUUAGCCAAGUUCUAGGUGUUGCACUCAUUUAUGUGCCUGAUACGUCAGUUCAUUCGAUGUACAAGGUACUCCAUUCGUUGGUUUUUCAAAAUGAAUUAGGCCUGAGUCACAGGGUUUGGGAAGCUGCACAUGGUGACAGUCUAAUUGAUAUAGUUAUUCAGGGUUUAGCUAAUAACGAUGAUGAUGUUCGUGCGGUCAGUGCAUUGACAUUAUUACCUGUUGCUGAUAAACUCGUCGCUGAUAAACUGGAUUCGUGCAGUCAAUUACUUAACGUUUUAUGGGAUUGUUUGGAUGAUGUUAAAGAUGAUCUUUCUUCGUCAACGGCUAGUGUCAUGGACCUUUUGUCCUGCUUAUGUUCUUUUCCCGAAGUGAUGGAACUUAUGCAAGAAAAUGCAAACUCUGAUUCAAAACGCUCUUUCAGGACUUUGGUUCCCCGACUAUUUUACUUGAUGCGUUAUACUCUCAGUGGUGUUCGUAGAUCUGUGAUCUAUGCUUUAAGUAAAUUUGUUCUCAUUAAAAACCCCAAGUUAAAUAGCUGGAUUACAGGGUUAACUUUACGACUUUGUUUUCAGAACGUUUUGCUUGAACAGCAGGAUGACAUUUUUCAAUCUUCUCUUGAUUUAGCGCAUCAAAUUAUAGACUUCUUAUAUUAUCAUGGAUCAGAUAAGUUCACUGAAAUGAUGAAGCCACAUAUUGAAUCUAUGCUUAAAGUCACCAUGACUCCCAUAGGUUCCACCCGGCAUCCCUAUCCAAUUGAUACGUCGUUACUUAUAAAACCUUCUGGUCAACCAUAUGCAGUGCGAAGCACUACACAGGAUCGUAACUCUAAGUCUUUAUUCGACUUACCCUCUCGUCGAAAACAAAGAAGAUAUGCCGAAUCUGAUUCUGGUUCAUCAUUUUCAUACUCUGUUGAUGAACCUAUGUUGAAUGGUGAUGUAGAAUUCGUCGGUGAAGAGCGUAUGUUAAGAUGUCGUUUGGGUGCGGCUUCCAUUUUGGGUGCAAUUUUGGGUCGCUGGAAGAGAGAUGAAAUACUUCCUAUAUUUGAGUUGCCUUUAAAAUUAUGCCUUUCUUCCGCAUUUUCUACUCCUAUUAUGCUCUGUUCAAGAUUGAUAGAAGAAUUUUUAACAUCUGAAGAUUCCACCCUUACCACUCAAAAAGAAAAAUUUCAUCAGAUGCUUUGUGACCAAUUUGCUACUAUUCCUCGCGAAACUUAUGCUAAUUUAGUGCCACAGCUACAUAUCGUGAGGGCACAAUGCAAUGCUUUGUUGAAUACAUUUGUGGAUUUAGGGCGGACCUCUCGUUCCAAAUUACCUGUCUUAGCAGUUGUUGUGAAGGGUGAUGCAGAUGCUGGUCCUAAUGCUUUCGGCAUUGAUGAUGCGGAGAAAAUUAUCGGCCCUACAUUUGAGUCAUUGUUUAGCAUGCUCUCACCAUCGCAAAAGUCCGUCUCUUCUAAAACCUUUAAUGAAAUGAAGCUACUUGUCAGCGAUGAGAUAUCAAUUUAUAAAACUCAAAAAGAUACAAUCGAUAUUCAAUGUGCGGCAGCUCUCGCUUCUGGUAUAGUCUCUUAUGAGAAAUUACCUAAGAAACUAAAUCCAAUCAUUAAGGGUAUUAUGGAGUCUAUAAAAAAGGAAAGUUAUUCUUGUUUACAGACACAUUCAGCAAUGGCGAUGAUGAAAUUAAUAUCUUCAUGUUAUAAAGAGUCUCGCCAAAAUAUCUCUGAAAAAAUAGUAAAGAACUUAUGUGCUUACGUUUGCAUGGAUACUUCUGAAACUCCUAUCUUUGAAGAAUUGGAAGAGCAAGGUAUUUUGUCAAUUUCUAAUAGCGAAUCCGAGAUUGAAGAUAUUGAUGGUGAGAAAUUAGGUAAAGAUGCUGAAGGAGACAUAGGUGAGCGUCGCAAGGUUCGGUCUGGCAGUUCCGAAAAGGAGGCAGCAAUUCUUCAAAGAGUAGGUGCUCAAUUAACACUUCAGUUAAUGGCAACAACUUUUCGUAAUCGUCUCUUCGAAGAUGUUCCUGUUUUGUCACAGUGUUUGUUCGUUCCUAUAAAACGAUUCACUAAAGAAGGACUCCCAGUGGAUGCAAACGGUAAAAAGGACUCUACUUUCGGUCAAGAUUUGCUGGAUGCCAUGUCUAUCCUUCGAUUCUUGGUUCCCCAUUUACACGUUGAUUUAUACGGUUACGUAACGGACAUUUUACCUCAUUUACUUUCGGCUGUAUGUUCAGAAUACAGUUCUAUAAGGUUUAUGGCUGCAAAAUGUCUAGCAUCAAUAUCUGAUUCUGCUGCAGCUGGUUCAAAAGCACUACGAAUGCUAGUAGAGAGUAUAGUUCCUUUACUGGGUGAUCCAACUAAUACUACUCACAGACAAGGUGCUAUUGAAUGCAUUUACCAAGUGGUACAACGCCUUGGCGUUCGUAUUUUACCUUAUGUGCUGUAUCUUAUCAUUCCGCUUUUGGGUAGGAUGAGUGAUUCCGAUAAGGAUGUGAGAACUCUAGCUACUUCAUCAUUUGCAACCCUAGUCAAGUUAGUACCUCUCGAAGCUGGUAUUCCUGAUCCUACUGAUCUUCCUCAAGAACUUAUCGAUAGCAGAGAAAAGGAAAGACGCUUUCUUGAGCAAAUGCUGAAUCCUUCAAAAGUUGAUUCCUUCGUGAUGCCCGUCGCUGUAAAUGCCGAUCUUAGAAAGUAUCAACAGGAAGGCGUUAACUGGUUGGCAUUUUUAAAUAAAUACGAAUUACAUGGCAUCCUUUGUGACGAUAUGGGUCUUGGUAAGACGUUGCAAACGAUAUGUGUUGUAGCUAGUGAUCAUCACAAUCGUCAAAAAGCUUUCGAAGAAACGAAAAGUCCCAAGUUUGCUCACGCACCUUCUCUAGUUGUUUGUCCAUCGACUUUAGCUGGGCAUUGGCAACAAGAACUAUUAACAUAUGCACCAUUCUUGAGGGUUCUUUUAUAUGUGGGACCUCCCACUGAUCGCACAAAACUUAGAAAGCAGCUUAAGGUAGUUGAUGUUGUAGUAACAUCUUACGACAUAUGUCGAAAUGACAUGGAAUCUCUUGUUAAAGUCGAUUGGAAUUACUGUGUUUUAGAUGAAGGCCAUGUCAUAAAAAAUGCCCGUGCCAAGCUUACAAAAGCAGUCAAGUGUUUGAGAUCGUACCAUCGUCUCAUUUUAUCUGGUACUCCAAUUCAGAACAACGUUUUGGAGCUCUGGUCUCUAUUUGACUUUUUGAUGCCAGGCUUCUUGGGAUCUGAAAAAAUAUUUCAUGAAAGAUUUGUGAAGCCAAUCGCUGCAAGUCGAGAUGCAAAAAGUUCUUCUAAAGAAAGAGAAAGAGGAACGUUGGCUUUGGAGGCCAUACAUAAGCAAGUUCUUCCUUUCUUAUUACGUAGACUAAAAGAAGAUGUCCUUGCUGAUUUGCCUCCUAAAAUCAUUCAAGAUUAUUAUUGUGAGAUGAGCGAUUUGCAACGAAAACUGCAUAAUGAUUUUAUCUCUCAAUUAAAUGUAAACGAGGAAAUAGAAGUUGAUUUGGAUGAACAAGAAAACAAAAAACCCGCUAAAAAGAAAUCUUCGAAGGGACACAUCUUCCAAGCUUUGCAAUACAUGCGCAAACUUUGCAAUCAUCCUGCUCUGAUCUUGACUGACAAGCAUCCUAAACGUGUUGAAAUUACGAAGCAAUUAGAAAAAGAGCAUAGUACUCUUCAUGAUCUAAAACAUGCCCCUAAGUUACUAGCACUUGGUCAAUUGCUCAAAGACUGUGGUAUAGGUGAUUCUUCGUAUAAUGGUACUGGGGUUGAUUCAACACUGGCUAAUCCCGUGAGUGAACAUCGAGUACUUAUUUUCUGUCAACUUAAGGACAUGUUAGACAUGGUAGAAAAGGAUCUUUUAAGAGCUACUAUGCCCGAAGUUUCAUAUAUGAGACUUGAUGGUUCUGUUGAGCCUACCAAACGCCAGGAGGCCGUAACAAAGUUUAAUAACGAUCCUUCCAUCGAUGUCUUGUUAUUAACAACACAUGUUGGUGGUUUAGGUUUAAAUUUGACUGGUGCGGAUACUGUAAUUUUCGUUGAGCAUGACUGGAAUCCUAUGCGUGACUUGCAAGCAAUGGAUCGAGCUCAUCGUAUCGGGCAGAAGAAAGUAGUAAAUGUAUACCGACUAAUUACUAAAGAUUGCCUUGAAGAGAAGAUUAUGGGUUUACAGCGAUUUAAGAUGAACGUCGCUUCUACUGUUGUUAAUCAGCAAAAUAAUGGGCUUGCUUCUAUAGAAACAGAUCAGAUACUAGAUUUGUUUGACAGCAAUGCCGAUGAACAGAAAGCGGAUGAGAAGAAAGAAAAGUUUUUGGACACCAAUAACCAAGGUCUAAGUGCUACUUCAAAGAAAGCAUUAGAAGGAUUACCGGAAAUGUGGGAUGAAUCACAAUACGACGAGUUCAAUUUGGAUGGGUUUAUAUCCUCCUUAUCCAAAGAACCUCAAUAA
This is a messenger RNA of Schizosaccharomyces cryophilus OY26, 5895 nucleotides long. RefSeq names its product TATA-binding protein associated factor Mot1. The transcript has 2 exons. The record is from RefSeq and is a predicted model, not a curated record. Gene Ontology annotation, molecular function: DNA binding; ATP-dependent chromatin remodeler activity; ATP binding. Lineage: Eukaryota; Fungi; Ascomycota; Schizosaccharomycetes; Schizosaccharomycetales; Schizosaccharomycetaceae. The coding region runs from base 1 to 5895 and encodes 1964 amino acids.